GCUUUGUGUCCUGGUAGCUGAGCACGGGUCAGCGAAAUAUUCCUCCGCAUCGGUUGCAAACGUAGCCCUACAAUGAAGAAAGACAAACAGUAACUUUGACAUAAGUCAUUAUAAGAAGUAAAACAGUAUACAUAGUACAUGAAUGUAUCAGUGGUUUGUUGCGAUUAAUGAGAAGAACUAUUUUUCCUGCUUUUCGAAGGGAACUACUUUUCCUCUCCCAUGGAUAACAGGGUGUGGUUAGGACAUAUUAGAACACGGAAGCGGAAUUUCUGAGCUGCUGGAUUUCAUUGACAAAUCUGCAAGAUGUCGGGUUCUGAACGAUCUCACGCCGAGAUCGAACCUCACAUCACCAAGAAGUACGAGAUCAAGAAGAGGCUCGGGAAAGGGGCAUAUGGCAUUGUGUGGAAAGCUAUUGACAGAAAGACAGGAGAGGUGGUGGCACUGAAGAAAAUAUUUGAUGCUUUUAGGAACAGAACUGAUGCACAGCGAACGUUCCGAGAGAUAGCGUUUCUUCAGGAGUUUGGAGACCACCCCAACAUCAUCAAACUUCACAAUGUCAUCAAAGCAGAGAACGACAAGGAUAUCUACCUAGUAUUUGAGUUCAUGGACACAGACCUGCACAAUGUGAUUAAGAAAGGCAGCAUCCUGAAGGACAUCCACAAGCGUUACAUCAUGUACCAGCUGCUGAAGGCCAUGAAGUACAUGCACUCAGGGAACGUCAUACACAGAGACCAGAAGCCUUCAAAUAUUCUUCUAGACAGUGACUGUUUCGUGAAGAUAGCAGAUUUUGGACUGGCCAGGUCAAUAACCCAGCUAGAAGAAGACACUACAGACCCCGCCCUGACAGAGUACGUGGCCACACGGUGGUACAGGGCACCUGAGAUCCUGCUGGCCUGCCAGAGAUAUACCAAAGGUGUAGACAUGUGGAGUGUGGGCUGUAUCCUGGGGGAACUCCUGAUAGGAAAACCCCUGUUCCCUGGCUCCUCCACCAUCAAUCAAAUUGAGAAAAUCAUGGCUUCAAUAGAACCACCAAACAGACAAGAUGUAAGCAGUAUACAGUCUGCAUAUGGGGCUUCUAUCCUGGAGAAGGCAGCAGUAAGACCAAAGAGGUCAUUUGAGGACAUGUUGCCAGGCCAGCCGGCAGAUGCCCUUGACCUGCUCAGGAGGCUUCUCGUGUUCAACCCUGAGAAAAGGCUGACAGCAGAACAGGCUCUGCAGCAUCCUUACGUAGCCAGAUUCCACAAUGCCAGUGAUGAGCCAGCGCUGGAUUAUGAUGUAGUGCCUCCACUAGAUGAUGAUGUCCAAUUGUCUGUGUCUGAGUACAGGAGCAAGCUGUAUGAACUCAUCAUGGAGAAGAAGACCAUAGUCCGUAGACAGCGCCGGACGUUGUUGAAAGAGCGACAGCAGACACAGCAGCAGCAGCCACGCCAGGGCUCAGCUGGCUCCCAGAAACACUCUCCUAAACAGUCGCCUAAAGAGAAACCCUCCCCCAAAGAUGUGGUCAUGGACGAGGUGCCAUCAAAACCCUCCCCCAAGGUGUCUCCCAGGAAUAGAACAUCUAAUGGACACACGGGGGUAGCAUUUGGAAGAACUACAAAGGAGCCUGCACCUCAGCCCAGCCCUUUCAAAGCCAGGUCCACUCUUCAGAGACAACGUAGUUAUGAAAAUCUUCAGGCAGGUUAUUCUGGCUUGAACACCAGCAGUGCCCGUUCCGCCCCUGUUGGAGGGCGCAGGGGGAGAACCAUGUCUGCAACCAAGGCAGCAGCUCUCCAGAACAACAUCCUGACCAGGAAGGAUGACCCUGGUCUGGCCAUCACCUCUUCAGCUUUGCAACCUGGCCAGAGGCCAACCUCUGCAAAGGUGGAAACCAGACCAAGGCUCCAAAGGAAGCAGCUCGGGCCUCACCCCAAUGUGUCUGGAGCUGGAUCCCCCAAGACCAAAUUUGGCAGUUAUACACAGUCGCAUGGUACAAUAUCCAAGAAGGGGCUAGAAAUCUUGAAUUCUCGAAAAUGGUAAAGCAUUUGUGAUAUAUAUUUUUUUGUUCAGGAGCCCUUUGUUUAUGUCCUGAAUUGAGCAUAUUUUGGACAAACUGCUAGCUGUAGAUUGUUAAAUUUCUUUUGUUCAAUAAUGAGGAAGACAUUUUUUUAAGUAUACAUUAAGUAUACAUUGCAACUCUUAUUGCAACUCUUGACAUUUUAAGGGGGAAUAUUUUAAGUAUGAAGUAAAUCCAGGGACCAUUUUUAUGAAGGCAUAUUUUUGGUGAAUCACAAUGCACCUUCUAUAAAAUAGUUGUGAGACUUGACUAUCCUGUACUUCUCUCUUCAUGUUAUUUGGUCAAGCAUGAGUCAUUUGUAUAACUGUUUUGGUCAGCCAUGUAUUUUAUCAGUGUUACAAGUCUUUCUUUAUCGUGUGAAGAAGUUGUUUCUCUAUUCUGUUGAAGACAAAUUGAGUCUUGCUGCUAUGUCUAGUAUAGUGUUGUAUACUGUGAAAACUUUCAAACAUUGUAUCCCAGCAAGGCUAAGUGAUCAUACCUGUAAAUACAAGUGUAAUUGUGGUGGAAAUUCCAAUUGAGGUAUUGCAACUAAAGUCUUGUUUUGUAGCUACAAUAUUGGUACAGACAAGGCAGAUGUGGAUGAUAGUUCCAUUUUAGCUAUGCACAUACAUGUACCACUUGUAUAUCCAUCUUUGAAAUGGACUUGCUUAGUUGAAGUGUAAUGCUGUGACAUGCAUGUACAUGUAUCAAGCUCUGUGAUUGGUGAGCAAUUCCUACCAAUCAUGACACGACACAGUUGCUGGUGGGUGUCACAAUCAGUGCUUACAAGGUACCUGAAGCUGCUGACAAUCACUGUAAUCUCGUGAAAGCAAUAACAUAGGGGGCAGAUUUGUAAUCUUGGGUGAACAUUAAAAAUUAUAAGGUCUGUCAUUCCAGAGAAAAUCUCAGAUGAUGAGCUAAUGAUCUGUAUAUAUUGUGAACUAUGCCACUAGGUACUAUCUUUCUAUUGUGGUUCUCUACUGGUACCUAAACCUGUGCAUAAGUGCUAGUACUUUGCUGUAUAAUCAUUGACACUGUGUACCCUGUUUUGUGCCUUGUAUUUUUUUCUCCCUCCUCUACAAGUUAAUCCUUUAUCGUAUGUAAAAAAAUUAGAUAAACAGCUGUCAACAAAAUAAAGGGAAAGCUGGUACAGACCCUCUUCAUCACAUUAUUAGUUGAGUAAAUAGGACAUUUCAGAUUGUGUCACUGUAGUUAAGUUAGGCUGUUUUCACACACGCUGAUACUGUAUGUUUGAAAUCUGAUAAUAUUAAUCUCGUUGUCAGCCAUGGUAAAGAGCUUUUUAAUAGUACUGGGCACAAAAGUGAAAGCCUGCCAAACCUGUGAGGUUGUUUUGGUUGCCAUUUUCUCACAGAAUUGUACAGAGUAACUAAAAGGAGGGUGUGUUCUGUCACAUCUUAUGUACAAUGUAUGUUUAGUGUGGCAUGUUAUGUGACAUCUUUUAUGUAAGAUAUGAUUUCAAGGUUCUAUAGCUAGGUAGGCAAUUCUGGACUUUUCUUCAUGUAACAUACUUAAACUUGACGUGAAUAAAGAGAUUUUCAA
Branchiostoma belcheri (Belcher's lancelet) is the source of this 3592-nucleotide messenger RNA. Its product is annotated as extracellular signal-regulated kinase 2-like. The transcript is spliced from 13 exons. Gene Ontology annotation, molecular function: MAP kinase activity; ATP binding. The record is from RefSeq and is a predicted model, not a curated record. NCBI's taxonomy places the organism in Eukaryota, Metazoa, Chordata, Leptocardii, Amphioxiformes, Branchiostomatidae. Gene Ontology annotation, cellular component: nucleus; cytoplasm. Gene Ontology annotation, biological process: protein phosphorylation; intracellular signal transduction. Bases 304 to 2016 code for a protein of 570 amino acids.